This is a messenger RNA of Dictyostelium purpureum, 627 nucleotides long. RefSeq lists its product as uncharacterized. The coding region runs from base 1 to 627 and encodes 208 amino acids. The transcript is spliced from 3 exons. The record is from RefSeq and is a predicted model, not a curated record. Lineage: Eukaryota; Evosea; Eumycetozoa; Dictyosteliales; Dictyosteliaceae.
AUGCGUGAUAAAUUUAGAGUUAUUUCAUUGGUAUUUCUUGUAGCAGCAUGUGUAUUGCUUGUUAUUGGUAUGGCAACAAGAUGGUAUUAUGUCACAAGCAGUGAUUCUGCAGCAACUAUAGAAACAACCUAUUCGUUUUAUGGCCCAAGAAUUGUAGUGGAUGAAUUUUCAAUCACUAUGAAAAAGAAAUAUUCAUUAAGUUAUGGUGAUCUUGGUUUAGACAAAACCCAUAAUUAUUUUAAUUCAUGCUUGGCAAUGUGUGCAAUAGCAUUUAUCAUUGGAUUUGUAGCUGUGAUUUUAACAAUUCUUAAUAUACUAAAUGUUAUACCAGAUAAAACAUGGAUAAUUUCAAGAAUUUUAAUGAUUUUCGUAUUAAUAUUAAACUUUAUUGGUGUCGUAGUAGCCGCCGGUUUCACUCAAGGUUUCAAAAAUGACAAUUUUGUUAUUUGCAGAGGAGAAGGAUCCUGUCAAAAUAAAUGGAGAGGUACAUAUUAUGGACUUACCACAACCAAAUUUGGUGGUGGUACAGGUUUUUAUUUAUGUAUGGUAGCUAUUUUCCCAUCAGUAGGUGCUGCAGCUACUGCAAUUGCAAGUUUUAUUAUUGGAAGAAAUACACCAAAAGAAUAA